GCCCAACCUCGCCAAAUGUCGAUAGGCUCUACUUUGACUCUCAUGUGGAGAGAGACAUCCUUGGGAUCCGAACAUCGAGCUUUCGCUGCUACAAUGACGGCGAGGGCGACAAUACAUCCACUGUGAAGUGGAGAGUGCUUUCGUAUAGCUGUGAAAGUUACUGUCCUGCUGAGCCCCUUAUCCAUUUCCAGCAUGUCAGCACACCCAUCAUACAUUUAAGCAAACGAAAUGUUCCCCCAACCUACUGAGCGGAGCAGCUCAAAAUCCUCAUCUCGGGCCUGUUCGUUCACGCCGCCAUCCCAGACUACUUCCACCAGCUAUUCGGCACAUCCGAUCAGAUCGAAGCCGCCAUAGCCGCCGACGAGAACAAGAUCCGCAACGCAGGCUUCGACGUUCCCUCUUUCCAGACCAACGACACCGACCCUGGGACUGGACUGAAGUGGAUCGAGGACAAGCUUCGCUCUGAGUGUUUCGAUGGGAUAAUGAGCGGCUCUGGGCUAAGAAUUGUUCCACCGCAAACGGCACUGUUUGAGAGUGUGGCCGAUAUGGACAGGAGAGUGAGCCCAGACGCUGUAUUCAUGUUCAAUAGUGGGCCUGGGACGAAUUGGGAAGUGCGGCAGAGAAACUUGAAGAGGCUGCAGAGAUUGUGGAUCGUUAUUGGGAACGGAACUCUAACGUUACAAUGUGCUUUGUUCUCUCUGGUGCGCCUUCAUGCUCCAAUACGUUUACUGGAUGUCGUUCUGCUGUGAUCCCAAAUGUGCAGUACGUCGACAGUUUGGCUACCUCCAAGCUGCACGAUCGAAUCUA
Messenger RNA from Didymella exigua CBS 183.55, 807 nucleotides. RefSeq lists its product as uncharacterized. Bases 483 to 749 code for a protein of 88 amino acids. Lineage: Eukaryota; Fungi; Ascomycota; Dothideomycetes; Pleosporales; Didymellaceae. The transcript has a single exon. The record is from RefSeq and is a predicted model, not a curated record.